Messenger RNA from Onthophagus taurus, 990 nucleotides. RefSeq names its product replication termination factor 2. Gene Ontology annotation, cellular component: nucleus. The record is from RefSeq and is a predicted model, not a curated record. NCBI's taxonomy places the organism in Eukaryota, Metazoa, Arthropoda, Insecta, Coleoptera, Scarabaeidae. Gene Ontology annotation, biological process: mitotic DNA replication termination.
GUACUUAUUUGACAGUUUUAACAAUUAACCUAAAAUAAUUAUUUGCCAUUCUAUUUUCAUUGUUAUUGUGUAAAUCAAUUAAAAUGGGAUGUGAUGGUGGAACUAUUCCUCGUAGAGAUGAAUUAGUUAAAACCAAAAAGAAACCAGAAGCAAGAGAUAAAGACUCUGAACUUGCUUUCCGUUGGAGACACUGUUCAAUAAGCCAACAAGUACUAGAAAAACCUAUCGUUAUGUGUGGAUUGGGUCAAUUAUACAACAAAACAUCUUUAAUUGAAGCUUUAAUCACUAAAAGUUCUUCUUACGAAAGUAUUAAACACAUUAAAUCUUUAAAGGAUGUUAAAGAAUUAAAUCUCACCUCUAAUCCUGCAUAUAAUGGUGGCGAAAGAAAAGAAGGCGAACCUACCAGUGAUGAUAUAGCUCCAUACAUUUGUCCAGUUAUAGGGCUUGAAAUGGCUGGAAAAUUCCGUUUUGUUGGUAUUUGGUCUUGUGGUUGUGUAUUUUCUGAACGCGCUUUGAAAGAAAUUGAUACUACUAUAUGUCACAAGUGCCAAAAGUCUUUUACUCAAGAAGAUGUUGUGGUGUUAAAUGGAAAUGAAGAAGAUUUAACGUUGAUGAGGUCUAGAUUAAGUAUUAGGCAGCAAAAAACCAAAAAAAUUAAAGUCAAAUCAACACAGCAAGAAGAUACAAUAAAAGAAGAUGAUACCAAAAAGGUACAAGGGCAAAGUAAAGUUAAAAUGACUAGAGAUACUCCUUCAACAUCCACAUCAACCACAUUAAGUAGUUUACAAAAGCGACCAGGAGCUUUAGUAAUCAAUAAAGAUACUCGAGUAAAAAAAAUGAAACCAGAUUAUAGUGUGGCUAAAGAUCCGAAUGCAUCAGAUGUUUAUAAAUCAUUGUUUACUUCUCAUAAAUCUGAACAAGAACAAAAUAGAGCACAUUGGGUGACAUAUAAUCCUUUCUACAAUUAACAGUAAAUUUAUUUUUAGUAUU